AUGGGUGUGGUAGCAACGAUGAGCCCGUCGCCACCGGUGAUCAGGAUUGCAAUUGCAUUCGGCAUUCUGUUUGCGGGACUGCUCUACUAUCAAAAGCUCCGCGCGAGAUCGAAGGCGCCAUUACCUCCCGGACCGAAAGGGGAACCCAUCAUAGGACAUUUGCGCAUCAUCCCGAAGUCUCAUCCUGAGUACCAAUAUACACAAUGGGGAAAGGAUUACGGAUCUGACGUUCUUUAUUUCAACGUUCUCGGUCGCCCAAUUAUCGUCCUGAACAGUGUCGAGGCUUGUCAUGAUCUGCUGGACAAGAGGGGGCCGAACUACAAUGACCGCCCUCGAUUUGUGCUGUUCGAAGUCAUGGGAUGGGGUAUCACGCUCACUUUUCUUCGAUGGGGAAAGAGAUUCAAGCUGCACCGAAAAUUGAUGCAAAGCUCCUUCACGCAAUCCGCGUGCAAGAGCUAUCGCCCGAUUCAAGAACAAGAGGCCCGCCUGGCGGUCAAGGAGAUCCUGGCCAAUCCUCCAGACUGGGAGUCGUUGCUCCGGAAGUACGCCACCGCGGUUGUUUUGCGCAUUGGCUUCGGUCUAGGCGUCUCGCAGAAAGAUGACCCCUACGUCAAGAUGGUGCUCGACGCGGAAGAAGCCACAGGCAAAGGUGGCGUCCCGGGGGCCUCGGUCGUGGAUUUCUUCCCUGCAUUGAGGUAUCUUCCCACCUGGCUGCUGAAGUUGAACGUGUUGGAACACGCCCGGGUCUCCAAGGCAUACAUCCAAAAGUUGCACGAUGCGCCCUGGGAGGCGACGGAAGCCGAGAUCCGAAAUCGACAGGCCGCGCUUCCAUCCUUCAUGCGAACACAUCUCGAAAGAUACCUGGAGAAUGAGAAAUCGGGCAAGGUUAACGAGGCCACGAUCGCCGAUAUCAAGGGUGCCGCUGGUGCGAUAUCCAUUGCGGGUGCAAACACAUCAUGGUCCACCAUCAUGGUCUGCAUUCUCAACCUGCUCCUCCACCCAGAAAUCCAAAGGAAGGCCAGGGCAGAAAUAGACGCCGUGGUCGGGACAGACCGCCUUCCUGGGUUCGAGGACCGGGAAAACCUCCCCUACAUUGAGCAGAUUCUCCAAGAAACCACACGAUGGUGUCCCUUGUCCCCCCUGGGGGUGCCGCAUGCGACGCUGGAAGAUGACAUUUACAAAGGCAUGCUCAUCCCCAAGGGCAGCGUGGUUUUUGCAAACGCAUACGCAAUGACCCACGACGAGCGAGUCUACAGUGAUCCUGACGCGUUCAAUCCGGAUCGCUAUACACCGACAGACCAGGGGGGAAGAGGGGAGCCAUUGCCCGAGGGAUCGUUCGGAUUCGGCCGAAGAGUUUGCCCUGGUCAGUGGCUCGCCAUGGCAGGGGUCUAUAUCAUGGUCGCCACUUUGCUUGCUACCGUUGACAUGUGCCCUGCGGUCGGGUCAGAUGGGAAUGAAAUUGCACCAUCCGUCAGUUUCACGGAUGGACUAUCCAAUGUUCCCGAUUCUUUCGGUUGUGUGAUGAAGUUACGUUCGGAAAGGGCAAGACAACUGCUCGAAGAGUGGUCGGACCAGGUGCAUUAGACCCUUUCCGUAUCAUGGUCUCGUAUAUGCUCUAGAUAGCUUGAGCCAAUUCUAUAUCGAGGGCCAGGAAAUAAAAAGCCCCCAUUGCUU
This is a messenger RNA of Cladophialophora immunda, 1674 nucleotides long. RefSeq lists its product as uncharacterized. NCBI's taxonomy places the organism in Eukaryota, Fungi, Ascomycota, Eurotiomycetes, Chaetothyriales, Herpotrichiellaceae. The coding region runs from base 1 to 1584 and encodes 527 amino acids. Gene Ontology annotation, molecular function: oxidoreductase activity, acting on paired donors, with incorporation or reduction of molecular oxygen; monooxygenase activity; heme binding. The record is from RefSeq and is a predicted model, not a curated record. The transcript has 4 exons.